Molecule: messenger RNA, 2985 nt
Organism: Gymnogyps californianus (California condor)
Lineage: Eukaryota; Metazoa; Chordata; Aves; Accipitriformes; Cathartidae
Product: mediator of DNA damage checkpoint protein 1-like
Biological process (GO): positive regulation of transcription initiation by RNA polymerase II
Cellular component (GO): nucleus
Source: RefSeq, a predicted model, not a curated record
CCAUCAAACCACCCAAAACAUGCCAAAAAACCAAAUUUUGAGAGGCAGACGCAAAAUGCAGAUGUUGAAGGUUCACCAAAGGGUGAUCGGAUGCUCGUGGUGGACAGUGAUACAGAUGUGGAGGAGGACACUUCCAAUCCAGCUGUUGGAUGUCCAGAAAGCCACAGAACAGCCCCCACAGACCCGGGGGUGAAGACAGAGACGACAAAUCGAGAUGUUGAAGGCCGACGGACUCUCCUGGUGGAGAGCGAUACAGAUGUGGAAGAGGACACUUCCAAUCCAGAUGUUGGGACUCCAAAAAUCCAUCGAGCAACCCAAAAUGUACCAAGAAACCCACAUGUGGAGACGGAGAGCCCAAAUCCGCACGCUGAAGGACCCCAAAACAAACAUUGGGCACUUGUGGUGGACAGCGAUACAGAUGUGGAGGAGAAUGAGGUGAAUCCAGAUGUUGGGUGUCCAAAAAACCAUAGAAUGACCCACAAAGACCCCGAUGUGGAGAUGAAAAAAACAAAUCCAGAUGUUGAAGAACCCCAAAAUGAACGUUGGAACCUAGAGGUGGACAGUGACACCGAUGUGGAAGAAGAAGACGUGAGUCAAGGUGUUCUUCGCCCAAAAAGCCACGAAACACCCCAAAACACCCGGAAGGACCCAACUGUGGUGAUGGAGACCCCGAAUCCAGAUGUUGGUGGCCUCAGCCAUGGCUCAGUGGCCUCGAGUGGUGACAGCGAUACAGAUGUGGAGGACCUCAACACCGUUGCCAACACUGGAGCUCCAAAAACACGUGGGGCAACCCAUGAGGUCCUGGAUACAGUUGCGAAGAUGGCCGCUGCUCCAGAUGUUGACCCCGAGGGGCAGACGCGGACCAGUGACCAUCCAGAUGUGAAGGUGACGAUCCCAAAUCCAGAUGUUGGAGCUCCCAAAGCCCAAUGCCCAGUCCUGAAUGUGGACAGUGAUACAGAUGUUGAGGACACUGGUGUCGUUCCAGAUGUUGGGGCGCGCAAGGGUGUCACGGGCAUCUGGUGACCCAGAUGUGGUGGCGACGCCCCCAAAUCCAGAUGUUCCCCUCCCACGAGCCCCCGGAAUAGCAGCAACACCGACGUGGAGGAGGUAGCCCCCACUCCAGAUGUUCGGGGCUUCCGGAGCCGAAUCCGGUUCCAAAAUCACCCCCCUCCAGAUGUUGUGGGCCCCGUGGCAGGCGGCGAUACCGAUGUGGAAGAGACGGACCCAAAACGCCGGAAAUUGCCCCCAAAAAGGCAGGGUUUUGCCCCAAAACCUGCAUGUGACCCAGGUGUGGAAGGGCUGACCCCAAAACAUCACGAUUUAGCCCCAAACACAGACGUGGAGGCCCCGAAUCCAGAUAUCGGGGCCCAGCGACGCAACGGGGAGACCCCGGUGCGGGGUGAGGAUCCAGCUGUGCCGCCGUGUUCUGCCCCCAAAUCCCCACGUCUGGACCCAAAUUUGGGGGUCACCGCCGACGCUGAUGGUGGAACCAGGAGUACCGGGACCGCUCUCGGCGGGAACACGGGCACGGCGGUGACGGAGAGCGACACCGACGGUAAGCGGGACCCCGACCUCUUCUUGGAGCCCACCCAGAGCUUCUUGCCACCGGCAACCGAGGGUGCAGCCCCGAGUUGGGACCCCGAGGAGCCCACCCAACCCUUCUACCCCCCGAGGAGGAGGAGGAGGAGGAGGAAGAAGAAGAAGAGCAGCCCCCCCCGCAGCCCCCUCAGGACCCCCGGAUGCCUGGGUCCCCCCGGCGGAGCUGGUGACGGUGACACCGCUCAGGGUGGGGCAGGGACCGGAGCCACGCCCGGCGAGGAGGUCGGGGAGGGGCCCCGCCGCAGCCAGCGCCUGGCCAGGAGCCGAGGGGGUGGAGCCACAGGGGGUGGAGCUUCUGGAGAGGGCAGAGCCAGCAGGGUUAGGGGCGGAGCGUCCCCCGUCACCGCCCCUGUGCGGCGCAGCCCCCGCCUCCAGGCCUGCCCCCCUCCACCGGAGCUGCCAGCCACGAGGGGGCGGGGUCAGGUGGAGCCCCGCCCCCCAGCCAAACCACGCCCCUGUCGGGCAGGUCCUGCCCCAUCACAGAGGAAAGCUCAGGAAGAGAAGGAGCCACCAGAGGUCACCCGGCCCCAGCUCCACCCCCGGGGGGGGGCUGACUCCGCCCCCCCCAAGGUGCUGUUCACGGGGGUGGUGGCCUCCCCGGGGAUGGAGGUGGCCCUGAGGACGCUGGGAGGGUCCAUGGCCACCUCCGUCUUCGACUGCACCCACCUGGUGACCGACCGCGUCCGACGCACGGUCAAGUUCCUCUGCGCGGUGGCCCGCGGCGUCCCCAUCGUCACCCCCGAGUGGCUCCACAAGAGCGCCCGCAGCGGCCGCGUCCUGGUGCCGGGUCCCUUCCUGGUGCGUGACAGCCAGCAGGAACGUCACUUCGGCUUCAGCCUGGCCCAGGCCUUGCGCCGCGCCCGCCGCCACCCCCUGCUCCAGGGCUACGAGGUCCACGUCACCCCCAACGUCCGCCCCGAGCCCGAGCACAUGAGGGACAUCGUCACCUGCAGUGGUGGCACCUUCCUGCCCACCAUGCCCCACACCUACGGGCCGCGGCGGCUGGUGAUCUCGUGCGAGGCGGACUCGGGGUGCUGGGCCCCGGCGCUGGGCGCCCGCCUGCCCCUGGCCUCGGCCGAGCUGCUGCUGACGGGGCUCCUACGCCAGCGCCUUCAGCUCCAGCCCUUCCUCCCUCCUCCCUCCCCUCCCCGGCAACCCCCCUUCUUCCCACGGGACCCCCCCAAACACCUCAAAGGUUCCUAUAACCCCUCGGGGGGUUCCUCGUCACCCCCCCAAGGAUGGCCGGCAGCCUCCCGGCACUCCUGGGUCCCCUCGGGGAUCCGGGGAGGUGCCGGUACGUGGGCGGAACCGACGACCCCCCGGGACCCCCCCGGCACCCGGCAGCACCCGGCACCCCCCCCCACCCGCCAAUAAAGUUAAGUUUUG